Punica granatum (pomegranate) is the source of this 2912-nucleotide messenger RNA. The record is from RefSeq and is a predicted model, not a curated record. Lineage: Eukaryota; Viridiplantae; Streptophyta; Magnoliopsida; Myrtales; Lythraceae.
CUGGGUUGCAAAACUUGGUUGAAUUUCUUCCUUAUCUGCUUAGUGAGACCUCCUCUGCUUUCUUGCGGCACCUUCAUUGGCAAAAGGCAAAGGGAAAAAAAAUCAAAAUAAAAAAGGCCUCACACUCCAUGGCAAAGCAUUUGCUGUGGCCUUAGAAGGAAAUUCAAUUAUGGGGCCCACUAGGGUAAACAAACAGUAUAUGUUUUAUCUUUCUGUAAAUAAGUUGAGUUGAAUUGAAUAAUUUUCACUUUGCCAAACGCACAUUUUUGUUUCGUUGUACUGCGUUCAUGAAUCUCCGAAAAAAGAAGAAGGAAAAACUUCAUAUGAGCAAUGUCAGGACUAACAACUUUAGUUGAUCGAUUGAUCCAACGGCAUGCAUCACAUAAAUAGAAGAUAGCGUAGUACGUAGAUGUGUCCGAUCUGCAUCGUCUAUAUAGGUCCCAUGCUGAUCAGUAGAUGAGUGCAGUGGUCGAAGAAGAAUAAGAAGAAGCAAAGAAAGUGAGAUUAAUAUAAAAAGAUGGUGAGAGAGUACCACCCUUUGUUAAGAGGGGGAAGGAGAUCUUCAGCUGGUUACAGCCAUGGCUUCUCUCCUUCUCAGAUUCAAGCUCUUGCUUCUAUGUGUGAAACCCUCAUUCCUUCGUUAGAACUCGAGGCGGGUGCGACGAAGCCACUCAAUUAUGAGGCCAUGAGUUCCUUCUACAAAGCUUCCGGUUCUCAGCCUCCAAUCCCAGAUGAGGUUGCCGAGCUUCUGGUUAGACGGGCCCAGCCAAAGGUUGUGUUUAUUGUGGGCUUAGUCCUGGAGAUGUUGUCUUGGAGGAUUGGGACACUGCUGCUCUGUGGGUUCCUUUGCUUGGACUGGAAACAUUGGCCUUUCGUCCUCAACUUCUCCGAGAUGCCUCUCGAUAGACGUGAAACGAUCCUCGCCAAGUGGUCCCGCGAGAGGUUUCUGACUCCCUUGCGGGCCCUUUUCGUGACGGUCAAGCUGUGCUGCAUGUUCAUUUUCUUCACAAUAACAGAUGAUAAUUCGAAGAAUGUUGCUUGGGAAGCAAUUGGAUAUAGCGUGGAUACCAGACCGAGCCCAGCCGGGUCCCGAAAGGAAAGGCCACUCCAACGAGGCCUCAUUGAGACCAGCAUGUUCGAGGACGAGCAAUCCCUCGUCCAGUCUCUCACCAAUAAAGGCCUUGAACUGUCCAAUAUCCCGGAACACAACACCCUCAAGAUCACAUGUGAUGCUGUGGUGAUCGGGUCCGGAUGCGGAGGAGGCGUUGCAGCAGCAGUUCUAGCCCAAGCAGGCCACAAGGUGGUGGUCCUCGAGAAGGGGAGCUACUUUGUGGCCCAAGACUACUCAUCCCUUGAAGGUCCGUCCUUUGACCAAUUAUAUGAGUCUGGGGCGUUACUGUCGACCUCCGACGGAAAAAUUGUAAUCCUAGCUGGCUCGACUGUGGGCGGUGGUUCUGCUGUGAAUUGGUCGGCCUCAAUUAGGACCCCUGACAACAUCCGGAAGGAAUGGUCGGUGGACCGUCGGAUUCCUUUGUUCGGGAGCUCCGACUAUUCAUCUGCGAUGGAUGUCGUGUGCAAGAGGAUUGGGGUCACAGAGAAGUGCACUGAAGAAGGGUUCCAGAAUCAAGUCCUUCGGAAAGGGUGCGAGAAGCUCGGGCUAAAAGUUACUACUGUUCCAACAAAUUCACCAGAGGGACACUACUGCGGGUCUUGCUGUUAUGGGUGCCGUACUGCAGAGAAGCAUGGGACCGACUCGACUUGGCUUGUUGAUGCUGUCAAUCAUGGUGCAGUGAUCCUAACUGGAUGCCAGGCAGAUAGGCUAAUACUCGAGAAGAAUUGCAUAAGGAAGAGUGCAAGGAGGAAUAGAUGCGUUGGAGUAAUGGCAUCAAUACUGGCUUCACAUUGGAGCAAGAAUAAAAAUGCUGUGCUGAGAAAGCUCCAAAUCGAGGCGAAGGUGACGGUUUCAGCUUGCGGAGCCCUGUCAACACCGCCGCUGCUGGUCUCCAGUGGCCUGAAGAACCCGAACAUCGGGCGAAAUCUCCAUCUGCACCCUUGCCUGCUCACAUGGGGUUACUUCCCAGAAAAUGUGAAGGAGUUCAAAGGGAAAGUGUACGAGGGAGGGAUCAUCACAUCGCUCCACAAGGUGAUUCCCAAUGGCUCCUCCUCUGUCUCGGCCAUCAUAGAGACUCCUUCAAUGGGGCCAGGCCUAUACUCAGCCCUAUGCCCAUGGCUAUCUGGCCGUGACAUGAAGGAGAGGAUGGCAAAGUACUUGGGGACUGCACACCUCUUCACACUUGUCCGAGACUCAGGCUCGGGGGAAGUCCGGCAGCAGGGCAAGAUCCACUACACGCUGAGUCAGGUGGACAAGGAGAACUUGAGGGCCGGGCUAAGGCAGUGUCUCAGGAUCCUGAUUGCUGCAGGAGCAACAGAGGUGGGGACCCACAGAAGCGACGGGCAGAGAGUAAAGUGCGAGGGGAUAAAGGCUGAGGACGUAGAGGCAUUCUUGGACGAGGUUAUAGUUCCCGAUGGGCCUAGCUCGGGAGAUGAGAACUGGACGCUUUACUGCUGUGCACAUCCCAUGGGGAGUUGCAGGCUGGGAGCCACUGAGGAAGAAGGUGGAGUUGACGGGAAUGGUGAGAGUUGGGAGGCUGCAGGGUUGUUCGUGUGUGACGGUAGUUUGAUGCCCACUGCAAUUGGAGUCAACCCGAUGAUCACCAUUGAAUCCACCGCGUAUUGCAUUUCCAAGAAGAUUGCAGACUCCUUGAAAUAGGGAUUCAGGGAAUAACAUAAAUCCGUGUAAGCAGUUGGAAAUUUCUGUAUAAAUCACGGCAUAGUUUGGUUUUAUUUCUGUCUUUCUAAAAUAUAAGAAGAAAACGAACAUAAUGCAAAAUGAAUAUGUUUUCCAGCAUAAA